Lytechinus pictus (painted urchin) is the source of this 2049-nucleotide messenger RNA. Its product is annotated as transmembrane protein 216-like. The transcript is spliced from 5 exons. Lineage: Eukaryota; Metazoa; Echinodermata; Echinoidea; Temnopleuroida; Toxopneustidae. Gene Ontology annotation, biological process: non-motile cilium assembly. Bases 480 to 956 code for a protein of 158 amino acids. Gene Ontology annotation, cellular component: ciliary transition zone. The record is from RefSeq and is a predicted model, not a curated record.
GGAAUCUUACAACAUGAGAGUAAGAACGUACCACCCCCCCCCCCCCUUAGUAAAUACAUCUCUAUAUGGAUCCACCGUAGUAAGUUAUAAACGGUCGCGUGCGUGCCAUCCUAUUUUUUUUGCUCAUUGGCGAUUGCCAAAAUUCCUGAUUCGUCGAAACACGCUAUACUGUUCAUAUUAAUCUGAAUUAAAUACUCAUGAACAUGAAUUGGAAUAGUUUAGCGUAAGAAGAUUCAACACUGUUAGAUUAUAGCCGUACCGGUACUAUUAGAAACAGGGUCUGUUAUUGUAGACCGUUUCAAUUGCUGCUGAAACUUUCGACCAUCUCUAGCUCUGCUCUGGGUAUACUUGGGGGGAGUGACCCUACGAUGAGCUGCGCUGGUGGUUCUGGUGGUAAUCUUCAGCUCCUGUCAUUCUGACGGAUUCUUUUGAACCGAUCAAGACCAAAGGAAAGCCAAAAAGGUCGGAAAUUCCUCAAAAUGGCGAAUGGAGAAGGAACAAGUUCCGCUCCAGCGACAAGUGCAGCACCCAGAAGAGGUAAUUAUCUUUCUUCCCUUCCUUUGCAAAUACUCUUCUACCUGAAUGGAUGGUAUUUUGCAUUUCUUUGGCUAUGUGAAGCAUUGAUGUACAUUUACAAAGGUUCAGUGCUGCCAUACCCCACGGAAAAUCUAGCUGGAGAAUGGGUCCUCAUCUUCCUCCUGGUUGCCAUAGAGUAUGUCAGACUGUUCUUAGGAAAGAAAGGAAACCUGACGGAGAAAGUCGUCCAUCUUGCCGUAUCCUUGGCAUUGUCUGUAGCUACCCUGUUUGGCGCCCUCUAUCUCAUCUUGUGGCAGACAUACGUGUUACGAGCAGAGUUAAUCCUCAAUGCAGUUCUUCUGUGUUUUCUUGGUCUAGAGCUGGUCUUUAGUAUCAUUGCUGUCAUCACAUUUGCAAGGGCCAACCAAACAGCAAGAUGAGUAGUCUACACCGCAGACCCCAUUCAUCUCCAGUACUGAAAUCAGAAACCUGAUGAGGAUUUCUCUCUAAUCUCUACACAGCAAAUUGCUUUUCAGAAGCUCCAAGGACUCAUAACUGUUCAUUUCUUUUUCUUGAUUAGGCUUUGUUUAUUGUUGUUGGAUUACAGUGUGUAGAGAAAUGUUGUAUUCAUGAAGAGUAUUUUUCUGCAUUGCCUUAUCAAAUCCAAAAGAUAAAUGAGCACCAUGUAGCCUGUAUGCAACACUAUGAAUGUUGGACUUACUCCAAAACCCUUGUAUGCUGAAAAUCAUCAACACAGAUUAGCAUACACAGGCAUCAGUUGUGUCUUUUACUUGGAAACAAAUGCCUGUGGUCUGACGAAUGACAGGCUUGUUGAAUUACUCUACAAAUACUAGUUUUCUCUACCAGGAUAAUAUUGGUUGGCUUUGGGGGUCACAAGGUCAAAUGUCACAUAGGUCAUUACAUUAUAUUCCGUCCAUUGCCUCAUAGAAGAACUACAUGUAGUAGGAGGUGGAGAAGAAGGAGGAGGAGAAGAGGAAGAUGAAAGUUGAAAAGGACAACAAUGAAGAAGAGCAGGAAAUAGGAAAAGGAAUAUUAAGGAGGCGGAGGAUAAGCAGAAAAGAAAUCAAUCCUCUACAUGUAUCAUUCAUAUGUUGAUACUGUUCAUAUUGCUAUGUAUUUAUAGAAAAUUUAAAGAUUUUGACUUGAAAAAUGUACAUUUUUGUGUAUAAAAUUAUUGUGUGACAACUGAAUAUUAAAAUGGUCUUGUUCUUUUCUGUUUGCACUGCUGGCAUAGAGUUUGUGUACAUUCCGUACACGUACCCCUGGUUGUCUGCAAACACAGACUCAAAUUUGACACUUCAACCCCGGUGGAGACUAGACUCGAAGCCCUAUAUGUGAAGCUGCCACAGUAUAUUGGCGGAUCUAGUCUUCAUCUUCAGACUCUGCAUUAUGCACUGUGAAAACCAGGGUCUGUGCCUGCAGACUAUAUCCAUGGUACAAGUCUGAUAUUCAUGUAAUGGUAUUGUUUUAGUAUAAAAGUAUGGUGAAAUAAAUAAUUUUGAAUACAUAUUA